Molecule: messenger RNA, 1422 nt
Organism: Folsomia candida
Lineage: Eukaryota; Metazoa; Arthropoda; Collembola; Entomobryomorpha; Isotomidae
Exons: 2
Coding region: 260-907 (215 amino acids)
Source: RefSeq, a predicted model, not a curated record
CGAUUCAUAUGAUCAUGAAUAUCACCUUGAAACCAAGGAGAUAACCCCAGUCGAGAGACAUUUCUGGUUCUUACUUGCAGGCUCAGUCCUCACAAUUGGCGGAAAUUAUCUUGUUGCCCAUCACAAAUUUGUAUCAAUUUUCUCAGGAGAUGAAUCCAAAUAUUACUUGGUAUCCGUUGUCUCUCGAGGAAACAGUGAAAUUGCACUUUAUUUAAAUUACAUAUCACAUUUCGUUUGUGAAAUCUCUUUUGUUUUUUACAUGUCAGCAUUGGUAUAUUUCCUGAGAUGGCUCAGGCAAAAAAUGGUCAACUUGCAACACGAAAUUCUACAACAGUAUUCCUUAAACGAAAAGAUUGUCGCUCUGGAGGAUAUAUUCCUGCCGACAAAAGUAUUUCAUAUCAAUAAGCCUCAAUAUCAAGAUAUGGGAUUUCAACUUGUUGAAAAACUUCAAAAACUUAUCCGAAUUAUGAGAGAAAUUAAUUUAUUUUCGGGCGAAUUUAUCCUCAUGUUCAUUAGUUUAACUCUGUGCAUGGGCAUAGCUCUCUUGCACGUUAUCAUAAUUUCGCUGAUUGGUAUGGGACAUAUAAACUCGAGUAAUCCAGAAAUCAUGAAGCGUGGCAUUUUCGCCUUAACAACCGUGUUUGUUUUUUCGGCAUUAAAAGUUUCAAUUUUAGUGAAUGCUGGCGAACACUUGAAAAGCGUGAGACAAAAUUUCAUCUUUAGCCUGGACUUGAUACAGCCGGAAAAGAUUCAUCCCGAUGACAGAACGAUAUUGAAUCUGAAACGACUAAUUCAAAACCAUAAAUUCGAAAUGAACGCCUGCGGAUUUUUUAUAGUCAACCGGAAACUGGUGGUCAGGGUAAUAUUCUCAAUCUGGAUUUUUGAUGACCUGUCCUCUAAUCAAUAAUUAGUAUACGUAGCUACUUAUAUGGUUACAUAUAUUUUUCGAAAUUUUAGAUGAUUGGAUCGAUGAUUUCUUUCAUUGUUGUUCUUGUGCAAUUUCGAGCAGCAGAGUAAAAGAACGUUCGUUUUUCAAGGGUGAAGGAUUUCAUGAUUUUCAUCCCUUUAUUUGUAAACCAAAAUUAGCACGGUGUUUGAAUGAACUUUUACGUAUACUAAGUUGUCCCUCUGUCACCAUUUGUUGUAAAAACAUUGAUAACUACAUAAUUGAUAAUUCCAGGUAUGUUCCAGGCAUCCUGGAAUCAUGUGCUUAUACAUAUUCAUAAUUUUAAUUUCAUUAAAUUUUAAAACGUUUGGCUUUUGGCGUCACUACAGUGGCGCAAAAAGUCAAACUAGUACACUAGUUUAUGUCAUUUCCUUCAAAGGUUACUUAAUUUAACACGCCAAGUUAGCAAAUUUGAGUAAAACUAUUCCAUUACUUUAUACUAGAAGUGCCUGAAUAAAAUGCAUGAAAAAAGUUAA